AACAAGUUCCCACCGCCUCUCCACGCCCAUGCAUCUUUUCGUCUAGCACCCACAAAUCAACCAUGCCAAGAACUCAUGCCACCGCUUCAAGCAUAUCCGUACCGACAAGCUUGGUCUCAGGCCUUCGCUCGUUAAUAGGCAGCUUCACCAGCUCGUCCGCUCCUCUACUCCCCUUCAUCCCCAAGCCUCUCAAGCUUAUUCUUCUUCUUCUAUUUCUUUCGCAUUCCCCUUCAUGGCCGUUUGUCUGGCAUGUCCGUGUAUGGUGGCACGGCGUCAAAGCAUAUUACCUUGCAUGGCACAAGGGGCGAGCCAAGUACCUUGCUGACUGGAAAGCCCAAAAUGAUAAAAAUGGAGGUAUCAGAAGUCUGCGUGUGCGACAUAAGAGGAUUGCCGGGGUCGACGACUGCGAUUACAACAUGCAUUUGAGCAACUCGUCCUAUGCCAAGAAUUCGGAUGCUUUGAAGAUGGAUUGGUGUAUUAAAGCCCUUUCACCCUCUUUUACUGCUCGUGGAACGUAUAUGGCUCUUGGAGCCACACAUUACGUCUUCUUCAAGGAGAUACCCAUCGGAUCAGAGUACACAAUGGAGGCCUACUGUUUGGGUUGGGAUGAGAAAUGGAUGUAUCUCGCUUGUGAAUUCAUUCUUUAUCCCAAGAAGACGUCCAAAGCAGGGGCUGCAAAAAACAAAGUGGCGGCUGGUGUCGUAUCCUCAGCUCCUCACAUCGUGCCCACUAUCUCUGCCCCUCCCACUCGCACUGCUAGCCCUAACUCCAGUGCCUCCGUCUCCGGCACUGUUACUCCGGCGCAAGGCUCACCCUUGGGAAACAAGGUCGAAGAGAUCAAGCGUGCAUGGCUGGCCAGGCGAAAGGAAAAUCCAAGGGAAGAUGGCGGCGUAACGUGCUGCUUGAGUGUCAGCGAAUACUGCUUCAAGAUCGACCGAGUCACUAUCCCUCCCCGAAUCUCUCUGUACACAUCUCUCCAAUCCCCUUCCAAAGAGCAUCAAGCUCGCGCCCGGGCCAUGCUCAUGUCCAAAGACGGUGGCCGAGCUUUUCUUCGAGGAGGAUGGAGGGAAGAGCCCAACUCGGAGUUACUGGGCGCUGACAUCGGCCUGUUUGAAGGCGAAGAAUUUCAAGACAGCUGGGUCAAGAGGGCUGCUGAGAGUAUGGAAAAAGUUGUUGACGGCAUGAGUGCCUUUUAAAACCUUUGUUGCUUUGGCGAGUUAUCUUAUUAGACUUGAUAGAUGAAAUCGUAUAUCAUUCAUAUGCAGCAGAUGCACGUUAACGUGGCAAAAUGUAUAUCC
Molecule: messenger RNA, 1298 nt
Organism: Cryptococcus deneoformans JEC21
Lineage: Eukaryota; Fungi; Basidiomycota; Tremellomycetes; Tremellales; Cryptococcaceae
Product: expressed protein
Exons: 5
Coding region: 63-1196 (377 amino acids)
Source: RefSeq, a predicted model, not a curated record